Stegastes partitus (bicolor damselfish) is the source of this 2946-nucleotide messenger RNA. It is a transcript of the gene maza, whose product is annotated as MYC-associated zinc finger protein a (purine-binding transcription factor). The record is from RefSeq and is a predicted model, not a curated record. Gene Ontology annotation, biological process: regulation of transcription by RNA polymerase II. Gene Ontology annotation, cellular component: nucleus. The transcript is spliced from 8 exons. Lineage: Eukaryota; Metazoa; Chordata; Actinopteri; Pomacentridae. Gene Ontology annotation, molecular function: DNA-binding transcription factor activity, RNA polymerase II-specific. The coding region runs from base 904 to 2286 and encodes 460 amino acids.
GACACCAUUUUAGCAGCUAAGAGUUCGGCGCGGCGAGGCGAACACGGUCCGGAUCAGUGGCCCCGGGUGUGUUUCCAACGAGCAGAGCAGGAUUUUUCUUUCUACGGAGCGAAGCGUUGGAAUUAACGGCCGAGCUGAUUCUAUAAAUGUCGGAUUUCAUUAUUUGUCGGCCUACCGAGAAGUGGCGGCGGCGGCGGGGGCGAGAGGGACGGCGCGGCGGGAGACGAGCCGAGACCGGGUCCGCUAGGAGGGAGCACACACCGAAUACUUUCCCUUUAAAGCGGAGAGGGACAGAGGGGGUGAAGAAGAGAUAAAAAAAGAAAAGGAAGAAAGGCGGAGAGGGAGGGAGGGCGAGAGAGGGAGCCAAUUUAAAAAAAAGAGAAAGAUGUCAUCCCGUCGAUGGAAACGCCGAGGCGGAGCCGUGGACCGCGGCCGACCGGGAGCGCUCUAGUACGGGGACGAGCUGUACGCAACGCCGAGGCUUGGAACCCGACCCUGCGGCCUUUUCGGAGCUAUCGCAAAUAAAAGCCUCUUGAAGUGCUCCUGCUUCAUCUUCUGUAUAAAAUAAUCUCUAUUUUGCAUGCAAUUCACUGGAUUUUUAUUACAGUAGACAAAAGCAAAUUAAAAUUAAAAGGCACCAUUAAACCAUUAAGCAUGAUACCAACCAUUUUGUCGCAUUUACAGGAGCCUCCUGUCAGCGCCUGUUUACUGUCACUUUAGUUCAGCAGCUGAAUGAGUGCAGCUGAUUUCAGCUAAUCAGGACAUUUAAUCAGUAAUUAACAGCUGCGACACGCAGGCCGCAGAUUCUGUUUUCAUAGCCGCACUUGAAGCGUCUCCUCCCGGGCUCCGUCGCCUCCUCCUCCCGCCCCUCCUCGGUCCUCCUGGUUCUCCUCCAGCCGCAGGAUGGACACCUCCUGGAGCAAUUUCCUCUUUCAGACGCCGACGACUCAGAAUCAGCCGGAGACGCCUCUGCAGGCGGAGCUGCUGCCGGAUCUGACCGGUGCCGCUCAGAGUCCGCCGGCCGAACACAUCGUGGCGCCGCCGUCCACCGUCGACACGGCGGCUCUGAGUGAGGAGCCGCUGCCGGUCAAACCUCUGACCAAACCGACCCGUCCGGCCCACAUCUGCGCCACCUGCAACAAGGAGUUCAAGAACAGCUACAACCUGCGGCGGCACCAGUCGGUCCACACCGGCAUCAAGAUGAAGGACCGGGCGGCCCGGGAGAAGGAGGACGGAGCGAAGGCGGGUCGGCUGGAGAAGCAGACGGUGCCGCUGUCCCUCCUCCACCUCACCCUCCCCCCUCAGCCUCCCCCACAGCCCGCCACCGACACCCUCCCCCAGCCGGGCCAGCUCGCCAACCAGGAGGGCCAGCCGGUGUCCGUGUCCAUCGCCCCGGCAACCGUCACCAUGGCUGCGCCGCCUCAGCCCAUCCAAGCAGCUGUUGUUGUCGUCGGGUCCAUGGAGCAGAACCCAAACCCCGCCCCCAUCGCCAACACCAACCAGGUGAGGAAGAACCACGCCUGCGAAGCCUGCGGUAAGGCCUUCAGAGACGUCUACCACCUGAACCGGCACCGGCUGUCGCACUCGGACGAGAAGCCCUACUCCUGCCCCAUCUGCCAGCAGCGAUUCAAGAGGAAAGACCGGAUGAGCUACCAUGUCCGCUCGCACCAGGGCGGCGUCGAGAAGCCCUACGUCUGCCCGCACUGCGCCAAGGCCUUCUCCAGACCGGAUCACCUGAACAGUCACGUCCGACAGGUUCACUCCACAGAGAGACCCUUCAAGUGCACGACGUGCACGUCGGCGUUCGCCACUCGGGAUCGUCUUCGCGCUCACCUGAUUCGCCACGAAGAAAAGGUUCCGUGUCACAUCUGCGGGAAGCUGCUGUCGGCCGCCUACAUCACCGACCACAUGAGAGUCCACAACCAAUCACAGCACCACGCCUGCCACCUCUGCAACCGCAGCUUCACCACGCUCACCUACCUGCGGGUCCACGCCCAGAAGCACCACGGUCAGGAGUGGAAGGAAAGCGGCGGCGCUCGGGGCGGUUUCGGCGGGACCGGUGCCGGCGGCGUGCUGCUCUGUCAGCUCUGCGGAGUUCAGUGCAAGACGGCCACGCAGCUGCAGGGUCACAUGGGCACCCACGCCAACCAGGGCGACCCGGGCCCCGACCCGACCAGCGCCGGGCCCGUCGGCACCACCAGCGUGGCCGUCACCGUGUCCAGCGCCAGCACAGUGGGACUGCUGGUUACUGACUGCUCCAGUAUCGCCCCCCAGCCCCACAGCUAGCUGGGAGGGCCGGGGGAGCCGGGGAGGGACGGGUGGGACCAGGUGGGACCAGGUGGGACCGGGGAGGAGGCAGCAGCUAAGAGACGUGGAGGAAACUGAGCAGCCGGUCCAGAUCAUUUGUGCCACAGGUGGACACCGGUCAGGAGAACCUGCCUGGACGUUUGAUUCCAUGUCGUUUUGUUCUGGUUCAGCAGUCGAUCUGCCUCCAGCACCCACAGACUCACACUUUCUGUACAAACUGUACGACGUCCUGCAGAGCCGAGGAAGGACGGACGGACGGCAACCAAGCCUCUGUUUGUUCAUAAAGGAGGAAAAUUAAUGUGUAUUUUUAUUCUUCUGGCUUAGCGACUAGCUGUCAUCAUUUCAUGGUUUUGAUUUCCAGCGCAGCCGCUCAUGAUUUUGUAAAGCUGUUUUUAUAACCCAUGAUAUCAGUGUUUGUUUCUGAUGAGGACCUGCAGACCUCAGUGACUUACAGUGAAUACUAAAAGGAUUCACCACCCUGGGUGCUUUUGACUUUUAUUGCUUUUCAACAUUGAGUCAUGGUCAACUUAAUUUGUCUUUAUUGACAAAGAUUUACAAAAAAAAAAAAAAAAACAGUCUUUCAUGUUAAAGGGAAAACAUCUCUACAAAGUAAUGUAAAUUAAUUAAAAAUGUAAAAUC